Knipowitschia caucasica is the source of this 363-nucleotide messenger RNA. The record is from the annotation of a GenBank genome assembly. Lineage: Eukaryota; Metazoa; Chordata; Actinopteri; Gobiiformes; Gobiidae.
AUGUUCUCCCUGUGCAGGAUUGUCGGCCACACAGAGCCCUACACCAAACUGUGCUGUAAAGGAUUCUGCAUCGACAUCCUCAAGAAACUGUCACGAAACAUCAAGUUCUCCUACGACCUGUACCUGGUGACCAACGGCAAGCACGGCAAGCUGGUGCGCGGCAUCUGGAACGGCAUGAUCGGAGAGGUGUUCUACAAGCGAGCGGACAUGGCCAUCGGCUCGCUCACCAUCAACGAGGAGCGCUCCGAGAUCAUCGACUUCUCCGUCCCCUUCGUGGAGACCGGGAUCAGUGUGAUGGUCGCCCGUAGCAACGGAACCGUCUCCCCAUCCGCCUUCUUAGGUACCACAUCCUCUCUUUGUUAG